Closterium sp. Naga37s-1 is the source of this 2868-nucleotide messenger RNA. The record is from the annotation of a GenBank genome assembly. NCBI's taxonomy places the organism in Eukaryota, Viridiplantae, Streptophyta, Zygnematophyceae, Desmidiales, Closteriaceae.
AUGGCUGGAGCUAUCGCUCAGUCGUCGCUCGUCUCCGCGAGCGUGGUCCUUCAUGGUGGUAACAAGUCUAACCGUCGGUCGCGGCGCUCGUCGUCAACUGUCGCCAGCGUCGCAGCUCCUCGUUCGCUUCAAUCCUUCUCGGGACUGAGGCGUCCCGGCCAAGCUGACGUGGCACUCAGGGGCUCUCCGUCGUUGGCAGCGAUAGUCGCGAAGCAGACUAAAGCCGGCUCGUCUGGCGCCGCCAAACGCGGCGUGGCUGUCGCCAUGUUCGAGCGCUUCACAGAGAAGGCCAUAAAGGUGAUCAUGCUCGCGCAGGAGGAGGCGCGUCGCCUGGGCCACAACUUCGUGGGCACGGAGCAGAUCCUCCUGGGGCUCAUCGGCGAGGGCACGGGGAUCGCCGCCAAGGUGCUCAAGUCGCUGGGCGUGAAUCUCAAGGAGGCGCGCGUGGAGGUGGAGAAGAUCAUCGGCCGUGGCUCGGGCUUUGUAGCCGUUGAGAUCCCGUUCACGCCAAGGGCGAAGCGCGUGCUGGAGCUGGCGCUGGAGGAGGCGCGGCAGCUGGGCCACAAUUACAUCGGCACGGAGCAUCUGCUGCUGGGCCUGCUCCGCGAGGGCGAGGGGGUGUCUGCGCGCGUGCUUGAGAAUCUCGGCGCCGACCCUGGGAACAUACGCUCGCAGGUAAUCCGCAUGGUGGGUGAGAGCGCGGAGGCGGUGGGUGCCGGCGUGGGUGGCGGCAGCAAUGGCAACUCCAAAAUGCCCACUCUUGAGGAGUUUGGCACCAACCUCACCAAGCUCGCUGAGGAGGGCAAGCUAGACCCGGUGGUGGGCCGAGUGGCGCAGAUCGAGCGAGUCACCCAAAUCCUGGGUCGCCGCACCAAGAACAACCCCUGCCUCAUUGGCGAGCCGGGCGUGGGCAAGACUGCCAUUGCUGAGGGCCUCGCACAGAGAAUUGCUUCUGGAGACGUGCCUGAGACGCUGGAGGGGAAGAAGCCGGGCGUGGGCAAGACUGCUAUUGCUGAGGGCCUCGCACAGAGAAUUGCUUCUGGAGACGUGCCUGAGACGCUGGAGGGGAAGAAGGUGGUCACGCUAGACAUGGGUCUACUGGUGGCAGGGACCAAGUACCGGGGCGAGUUCGAGGAGCGUCUAAAAAAGCUAAUGGACGAGAUAAAGAAGGCGGACGACAUCAUCCUUUUCAUCGAUGAAGUUCACACGCUCAUCGGCGCCGGCGCCGCCGAGGGCGCGAUCGACGCGGCCAACAUCUUAAAGCCCGCCAUGGCGCGCGGCGAGCUGCAGUGCAUCGGUGCGACAACGAUCGACGAGUACAGGAAGCACAUUGAGAAGGACCCGGCGUUGGAGCGGCGGUUUCAGCCGGUGCAGGUGCCGGAGCCGACCGUGGAGGAGACGAUUCUCAUUCUCAAGGGGCUGAGGGAGCGGUAUGAGAUUCACCACAAGCUCAAAUAUACUGAUGAGGCGCUGGCUGCUGCCGCCCAGCUCUCCUACCAGUACAUCAGUGACCGUUUUUUGCCAGACAAAGCCAUUGAUCUGAUUGAUGAAGCGGGCUCGCGUGUGAGACUGCAGCACGCGCAGCUACCAGAGGAGGCCAAGGAGCUGGACAAGCAGCUGCGGCAGAUCACUAAGGAGAAGAACAAGGCCGUGCGCAACCAGGACUUUGAAAAGGCCGGCGAGCUGCGCGACCAAGAAAUGGACCUGAAGACGCAGAUCAACGCGAUCAUGGAGAAGAGCAAGGAGACGAACAAAGCAGAGAUUGAGGCUUCGGGCGGCGCGAUUGGCCCGAUGGUCACCGAAGCAGAUAUCCAUAAUAUUGUCUCCGCGUGGACGGGUAUUCCGGUGGAGAAGGUUUCGAGCGAUGAGAGUAAUAGACUGCUGCAGAUGGAGGGGACGCUGCACAAGCGGGUGAUUGGCCAGGACGAGGCCGUGAAGGCGAUCUCCCGCGCGAUCCGGCGCGCUCGCGUCGGGCUGAAGAAUCCCAACCGUCCGAUUGCGAGUUUCAUCUUUUCCGGGCCGACGGGAGUGGGGAAAUCUGAGCUGGCAAAGACCCUCGCGGCGUAUUAUUUCGGGUCGGAGGAGGCUAUGGUUCGGUUGGAUAUGUCUGAGUUCAUGGAGAGGCAUACGGUCUCGAAGCUGAUUGGCUCGCCGCCCGGUUACGUGGGGUACAGUGAGGGCGGGCAGCUGACGGAGGCGGUGCGAAGGCGGCCGUACACGGUGGUGCUGUUUGACGAGAUUGAGAAGGCUCACCCUGAUGUCUUCAACAUGAUGCUGCAGAUUCUGGAGGAUGGCCGGUUGACAGACAGCAAGGGGCGGACCGUUGACUUCAAGAACACCCUUCUCAUCAUGACCUCCAAUGUGGGCUCGUCAGUGAUCGAGAAGGGCGGCGGAGGCAUCGGCUUUCAGCUGGACUAUGGCGAGAAGGACACCAGCUACAACCGAAUCAAAUCGCUCGUGAACGAGGAGCUGAAGCAGUACUUCAGGCCGGAGUUUCUGAACCGGCUGGACGAGAUCAUCGUGUUUAGGCAGCUGACGAAGCAGGAGGUGAAGGAGAUCAGCGAUAUCAUGCUCACAGAGGUGUUUGACCGGCUCAAGAAGAAGGAUAUCGACCUGCAGGUGACUGAGCGGUUCAGGGAUCGAGUGGUGGAUGAGGGUUACAGCCCUUCCUAUGGCGCCCGCCCCCUACGCCGAGCCAUCAUGCGACUGCUGGAGGACAGCAUGGCGGAGCGCAUGCUAUCAGGGGAGAUCAAGGAGGGCGACAGUGCUAUUAUCGAUGUGGAUGCUGAUGGGAAUGUGACUGUGCUGAAUGGCAGCACUGGCACUGCUACCUCCACGGUUAUUGAAGCCCCUGCUGGGAUCUCUUAA